AUGCCCAUAUACGAUUAUAAUAAAAAUAUGGGAGGAGUGGAUCAUUUUGACCAGUACAUGUCGACGUAUAUUUCAUGGAAAUACAGGAGAUGGUGGAUGAAACUGUACUAUUAUCUAAUUAGCACCUCAAUUGUCAACGCCGACAUAAGUUAUAAAAUGAAUUGUAUCAAGAGGAAUACAAAACCAAUGUCUGCUUUGAUGUUUCGUAGUAAUUUAGCUGAUGAGCUAACACAAGAUAAUUGCACCAGAAAAACACCAGGUCCAAAAGUGAUUGUUUCCAAAACAAAAUGGAAGAUCUGUAAACACGACAGAUACUGUACGAAAAUCGGGCAUAGAAAAACAUUUAUCCAUGAAGGGAAACAUGACGGUGUGGUACUGUAG
Messenger RNA from Diabrotica balteata, 381 nucleotides. Lineage: Eukaryota; Metazoa; Arthropoda; Insecta; Coleoptera; Chrysomelidae. The record is from the annotation of a GenBank genome assembly.